CUGAAUUUUAAAUGAGUCGAGAGAAGUCAACCAAAUGCCCUGAAUUUUGCCUUAUUACAAACUCCCCCAAAUCCAAUGCAACAGAAGAAUAAAAUAAGUGCAAUCAGAGAAAAGAUAUUCGUACUAAUCCCAAUUUUUAAGUUUUCAUUUUACGGUCUUGUGAAGUUUAUGCAUCAGUCAGAUGCUGAGUGAUCACAGCCUGGAUAUCCGUUGUUGUCAGAAACGAGAGAUCUCACACAAACGAAUCAACGUUGAUUAGUUCGCAAAUUUCUGUGGAUGAAGAAAUCCAAGUUUCUAAAGAGCUCAAAGGACUUGCUCUCUAGAAGCUUCAAUUCUUCCAAAUGCAAGACGUCGUUGAAGCUGGCAGCGUCGCGGCUCAAGUUGUUGAGGAACAAGAAGGAAGCUCAGGUGAAUCAGAUGAGGAGGGAAAUUUCACUCUUGCUCGAAUCUGGACAAGAUCAAACGGCUCGAAUCCGAGUUGAGCACGUGAUUAGGGAAGAUAAGAUGAUGGCUGCAUUCGAUCUCAUCGGAAUAUACUGCGAACUUAUUGUUGCAAGGCUGCCUAUUAUUGAAUCUCAAAAGAGUUGCCCCGUUGACCUGAAAGAGGCAAUUGCAAGCCUAGUCUAUGCUUCCCCGAGAUGUGGAGACGUACCUGAACUUGUAGAAGUCAAGAAGCAUUUUACAGAGAAAUACGGAAAAGAUUUCAUAGCUAGAGCCAUAGAACUUCGUCCAGAGUGUGGUGUCAGCCGUAUGAUGGUUGAUAAGUUAUCUGUAUUGGCGCCUGAUGGAGAGACCAAAACUAAAAUUUUGAGAGCGAUAGCAGAGGAGCACAACGUCAAAUGGGAACCUAAAUCAUUCGAGCAGAACAAUGAACCAGCCAGUGAUUUGCUGAGUGGACCAACUGCUUUCGUGAAGGAGAGUGACCGCCUCCCUGAACCUUCUCGUAGCAACCAGUUGCAUGAUUCAACCUUGCACUUCACCCAGGCCGAUCAUAGAACCUCACCGGGAACAGAAAGGCCCGACUCUCCCCAAGUAUCUGGUUUUAACUCAGGUGGUGAGAGGACACAAUUUUUUCAAGGAGAUAGUAAUGGUAUUCCCCGCGAUGGACAGAAGUGGAACAUGAAUUUCACGGAUGCUACCUCCGCUGCACAGGCAGCUGCUGAGUCUGCUGAACUAGCAAGCAUGGCUGCUAGAGCCGCUGCAGAGCUAUCUAGUCGUGGAAGGAUUUCGAGGCAGUACUCUACUGAAUCACAUAAAUCGGAUGAUCAUUCUCCAAGAGGCGGGGGACCUGACACAUACAUGAGGUCAAACAUAUCAUUUUCUGAACAUAUUAGGGUACAGAGUGAGCAAAUGGAUAAGGGGAACCUUAACAAUAUUGGUGGAAGAUUGGGGGCUGGUCAUGAUAGUAGAAAAGAUUACAGCCACUCGUCUUCUUUAAAAUCUAGAGCUUCAACUGAUGGUUCAGUGGAGCGUGGGGUGCCAGUCGUAGAUAGGUAUUCUCGAAAGAACUCAUUAAAUGAGGCCUAUGGAGGUGAAAGGAGUAAAAAGCAGUCCUUCAAGCAUCAGGCUGAGACGACGGGGAAACAACAAAGUUUUAUUGCAAGUCAUUCUAGCAUAUCCAAUAAUGUGAACGCAUUCUCAAACCCGAAAGAUGAAGAUUUUGAGUAUGAUGGUGGUGAGAGCUCUUUUGUUAGUUUUGGAAGGGCCAUCGAUGAAGAGCCCUCCCAUGGAUCUGAUUUAGUUUUCGACAAAUCUGAUUCAGAUGCUGAAAAUUAUGGAUUUGAUAGAAGGCCUACAUAUGAUGAACCACAGCAGAAGUUCAAAAUGCCACUAUCAAGCCACAGAACACAUGAGCACCUUUCAACCAACACUGCUUUUUGGAGUCCUAAAUCUACAUCUAGCAAGCCGGAGAAGCCAUCUUCAUCCGGAUUUUUAAAUAGAAAGAGCUCGUAUUCUGAUUACCCCGAGUGGUCUAUGCAUGGCUUGAAACUGGACGACUCCACAGCUGCGACAUUUGAUGAAUCAGAUGGGCAAACUUCUGAGUUCAAGGAUAAAAGUAUGCCUCAAUAUGAUCAAGAACAAGUGUCACUUUCUUCUGACUACGAGUCUGAGGAAACAGACUGUGAAAGAAACCAAGGGAAAAAGUUUGAUGCUGAUCCUCCUGCAAAGUUCAGUAAACAACCGAAUUUGUUAUUAGAAAAGAAUUGGACAGAGGUGAAUGAAAUUGUUAACUCGAGUCCUGAGAGAGAGGAAGGGUUGAAUUUCGAAAAACUCACAGGUGGAUUUCGACAUAAAGGAUACAACUAUCCAUCUCUCGGGAAGAAACAAUUUGACAUGUCGUCAUCCAAGAAUGAGAGUCCUAGGACGGAACCUAAGAAUAGAAUGCCUGAUCGCUGGUCUACACCAGAUACUGACAGUUCAGGCGAAGAAGAUUCGUUGCAGCCGAGUUUGGACCACAAACACAGAUUCUCUACUCUCAAUGGUGGGAAGGAUCUCAAAACCAAGCCUAGUUUUGCAGCUUCAAAUUCAGUGUUUGGAUCCAACGACAGUGAUUUGGACGAGGAUGAACCCCUUAGACGAAGAACAAGCCAUCUGCAUAGUGGAAUCUCUCGAAGAACAAAAGCAGUCCCUUCUAACCAAGAAACGGAAAAGAAGUCCACGCUGCAGCUCAGAUCAAAAGCAGAUAAUGGCAUGGAUGGAAAAGCCACCACCUCUACCAGUUCUGAAUCUCCAAAGAGAUACUACGAGACUAAGAGGACCUCGAGUAAAUUGGAAAACCGCAAACAGCAUAUGGAGCAAAAACCAGCCUCAGCAGAACCUCAACAACAGUUUGAGUCAUUUAAGGGAAAUGCUCAUCUGUCCAACUCAUCAAAAGUGGCUACUAAGCCCGCGAAUUCAAAUGCGCGUGGAUUGUUAUAUCAACGCGGUUCAGAAAUGGCAGAUUCUGGGAGUGUGCAAGAAUCUAAUCUUAGUGCAGAACAGUACUCUCUUCCCCUGAGAAAGACUGAGCCAAAUCCAAAGAUGCUAAAUAAGACUUCCUCAAACACGGACUUUACUAACCAGAAAACUAGCCAUGUUCAUCCGAAGCUUCCUGAUUACGACAACUUCGUUCAGUUCUUUCAGAAGAACCGUUCUUGAAGUUGUUCCAUUGAUUUUUUGGACGUAAUUUAUUAGUGAGCGGAACAAGGGAUUGUCGUGGGAAGAUGGUCAGGUCAAGCUCAUGAAUGCUUGUGAAUAUAUACAUAUGGUCAUGUAAAUUCGAGUUUUUCUACAGUUUGCGAGUUCUAAUUCCAUAAAUGUCCCACCAUGUUUGCAGUUAGAUGCUUUCUAUGAGACUCUUCCUAUGUCAUACUUUGCCAUAUCAUAUUUGUUUGUUUAGGUGUAUCUAAUUGAACAUUUUAUUCAAUAUUUUUGCUGGAAUAUAUGGAUUUCAGCUGUGCA
This is a messenger RNA of Salvia splendens (bonfire salvia), 3441 nucleotides long. RefSeq lists its product as uncharacterized. The record is from RefSeq and is a predicted model, not a curated record. NCBI's taxonomy places the organism in Eukaryota, Viridiplantae, Streptophyta, Magnoliopsida, Lamiales, Lamiaceae. Bases 277 to 3138 code for a protein of 953 amino acids. Gene Ontology annotation, biological process: protein transport. The transcript is spliced from 7 exons.